CGGACAGACACAUGCAGCCCUGCAGUCCUUGACCGAAAUGUUUUCCGCGAAGCGAUUCCGUUCCACCCCCCUCGUAUCUCUAGAACCAAUUAUGCUGCGCUUCGUCGAGCUUUGCGUAGACAUGCGCAAGGGCCGCACUGCGAAAGAAGGUCUUAUGCAAUACAAGAACAUUGCACAAAAUACAAGCGUCCAGUCUAUCGAGGUCGUCAUCAACCGCUUCAUCCAGCUUGCGGACGCGAAAGUGCAGGAGGCGCAGGAGAAAGCUGAUAAGGUGGUGGCGGUGGAUGUCGACGAUUUAGAAGCUAGUGAGACUCCGGAAAGUAUCCUACUUGGUGCAGUUAGCGGGGACCAAAGCAAGGAUAGGACGGACAGGGCCCUUGUCACCCCUUGGCUGAAGUUCCUGUGGGAGAGCUACCGCACCGCCCUCGAGACGCUGAAAAAUAACGCAAGGCUGGAGGUCGUGUACCAGCAAAUUGCGCAACAAGCAUUCCGCUUCUGCUUAAAGUACCAACGCAAAGUGGAGUUCCGCCGCCUCUGCGAGACUCUGCGUCUUCAUCUAUCGAAUGUCGCGAAGUAUGCUCACCAGCCGCAUUCCAUCAACCUUUCCGACUCGGAGACCCUGCAGCAUCACCUCGACACUCGUUUCGCCCAGCUGAACACUUCAGUUGAGCUCGAGCUCUGGCAGGAGGCGUUCCGUUCCGUUGAGGAUAUCCACAACCUCCUCAUUAUGGCGAAGAAGGCACCUCGCCCCGCAAUGAUGGCCAACUACUACGAAAAGCUCACCAAGAUUUUCUUGAUGAGUGGCAAUGCCCUCUAUCACGCCGCUGCCUGGGGCCGCUCCUACGGUAUCGUCACCGCCAUGGGCGGUAAGUCCGACGAAGAGAUUCGUCGCUUGGCUGGCCAGGUGCUUGUCAGCGCUCUUGCUGUUCCGGUCGGAUCGAAGUCUGCCGAUGGCAGUGAGGAUGGCAAGGGCAAGAACCAACGUUUGACUGCACUCCUUGGCUUGAACAAGACUCCUACUCGUCAGGGUUUACUCAAGGAUGCUCUGUCCCGCAACGUUCUGAAGCUGUCUCCUGAACCUAUCAAGCAGCUGUACAACAUCCUCGAGGUCACGUUUGACCCGCUUACUCUGUGCUCAACCAUUGCACCACUGUUCCAAUCCCUUCAAUCCGACGCUAGCUACUCGCAGUACCUUCCUCUUCUGCAGCAUGCUCUGCUGUCUCGUCUGCUCUUGCAGCUGUCCCAGGUCUACUCGUCUAUCAAGGUCGACAACCUGCUUGAGCUCAUCGCACCCCUACGCGCGAGCUCGACCGAAGGCUCGAGCGUGUUCGACGAGGAGCAGAUCGAAGCAUAUGUGAUGGGCUGUGCGCGCCGCGGAGAGCUUAACAUCCGCGUUGACCACUCGGCGGGCAGCAUCACCUUCGUCGACACCACAUUCUCGGCCGUCGAGGACCCGAGCUCGAGCACCACGGCGAACGCAGCCGCAAUCCAGCCGUCGACGUCCGAGGUCGUGAAGACGCGGCUGAACAGCCUGGCGACGUGCUUGCACAACUCGCUUGCGACGCUGUUCCCGCCCGAGCCGCUGUCCGAGGAGCGGCAGCAGGCCGAGUUCGCGGCGCUCAUGGCUGCGGCACAAGCGGAGCGCAAGGCGUUGCAGGUGCGGCGGGCGAUUGUCGCGCGUCGGCGCGAGCUCGGGAUCGAGCUUGCUGCGCGCAAGGAGAAGGAGGAGACGAGCCGCAGAGCAGAGCUCAGCCGGAAGGAGAAGGAAGAGCAGGAGCGCAGACGUGUUGCGGAAGCGCGCCAGAAGGAGGUUGAGCGUGCGCGCAAGGAGAUUGAGGCUAUCCGCACCGAAGAGGCCCGGAAGCUAGCGCAGAGUCUCAAGGAGAAGGGCACGCUCAAGGUCGACGUCACUGAAAUGGAAAACCUCAGCACCGACAACUUGAUGCGGCUGCAAGUGGAGCAGCUCGAGAAGGAGAAGCGCGGGUUGAACGAGAAGAUGCGGAUCGCUUCGAAGCGGAUCGACCACGUUGAGCGCGCAUACCGCAAGGAGGAGCGACCGUUGCUGGCAAUGGACUAUGAAGUGCAGCAGGCGAACGAUAAGGCGGCUCACGAGGCGGCACAAAAGGCGCGCGUAGAGACAGCGCGUCUUACACACCAGAAGGAUCUGGAGACGAAGAAGCGCUUGCUACAGGUGAUGGACGACUGGAGGGCAUACCGCGAAGUCGUCGCUGGCAAGCGCGGCGAGGAGUUUACCAAGCACCAACAGCUGGCACAGAAGAAGAUCGAAGAGGAAAAGGCCAAGCGGCGCGCGGCAAUCCUCAAGGAGCGCGAGGAAGAGAGGCUCCAUCACGAAGAAGAGGAACGUCUGAGGCGCGAGCAGGAGGAAGAGGAGCGCCAGCGGGAAGAGGCUCGUCUCGCCGAAGAAGAGCGCGUCCGCGCCGAGGAAGAGGCCGCAAAGGAGGCAGAGGAGGCGAAGAAGCUCGAGGCGGAAGAAAAGGCCGCCUCGCUCCGGAAAGAACGCGAGGCAGAGCGACAGGCUGCGCUCGAGCAAGCCCGCCUGCAGCAGCAGCGCGAGGAAGAGGCCGAGCAGCGCCGGAACCAGCGUGCGGCAGAGCGCGAACGAGAGCGUGAACGAGAACGCUUGGGGGUGCGUGCUCCCCCUGCGCGUGCUGCGCCCGUGCCCGCGCCCGCGGCCGACGAGGGUGCUUGGCGUCGUGGCAGCGCCGCGCCGUCGACGCCUUCGCGCGCGCCUGCUGCGCUCCCCUCAGAAAUUCCUGCUACUGGCAAAUACCGCCCCGGCGCAUUCGCCGCUGGCGGCGGCAACGGCGGCGGCGGCGGCGGCGGAGGAUGGCGCGCCCGCGAGGCCGUGAAGAAAGACGUCGAGGCUGUUGGAUCAGCACCUGCGUCGCGUCCCGAGUCCCCCGCGCCGAAGAAAGAGGAGGUUCAAAGGGACACUGACGGCUUCCAGACCGUCGCGCCCAAGGGUGUCUGGCGUCCGAAACGCGGCAGGGCCUAAGCUUCUUGCGUCGUGCUAUUAAGUUAGGUUUCCACAUAUGCAUUCUCACAUCUGUUCCGUGCACACGAGCUCAGCUGUAAAACUGCGCGGUGCACUAGAUCGUCAUACUAUGUAGGUUCGCAAUUGCACUUGUUG
Molecule: messenger RNA, 3151 nt
Organism: Phanerochaete carnosa HHB-10118-sp
Lineage: Eukaryota; Fungi; Basidiomycota; Agaricomycetes; Polyporales; Phanerochaetaceae
Exons: 5
Coding region: 122-3016 (964 amino acids)
Biological process (GO): translation reinitiation; formation of cytoplasmic translation initiation complex
Cellular component (GO): eukaryotic translation initiation factor 3 complex, eIF3e; eukaryotic translation initiation factor 3 complex, eIF3m; multi-eIF complex
Molecular function (GO): translation initiation factor activity; mRNA binding
Source: RefSeq, a predicted model, not a curated record